This is a messenger RNA of Anguilla anguilla (European eel), 5024 nucleotides long. RefSeq lists its product as uncharacterized. NCBI's taxonomy places the organism in Eukaryota, Metazoa, Chordata, Actinopteri, Anguilliformes, Anguillidae. Gene Ontology annotation, molecular function: zinc ion binding. The transcript is spliced from 4 exons. The coding region runs from base 3056 to 3826 and encodes 256 amino acids. The record is from RefSeq and is a predicted model, not a curated record.
AAUGUCUCUGAGGCGCUCUGAAAUGUGCAUUCUCUGCUAAGCUGAGCAAUGGAUUGGAAUAUGUGUCUGACACCUUUUUGGCGGGACCGCAACAGCAACAGCGGGCCAGCCCUACAAACGUGAAUGUCUGUGACUGAGUGAUGAAGUUACACCAUUGGUCGGCCAAAUGGCGUGUGUUAGGUCCAGCCAUAUACUAGGUUUUGACCUGGUCUUGUUCACCUCUGAUAGGCAAAGAGAGUUAACUUGACCUCUCUCUUUUUUAAAGUCGGACUGAAAUUGCUUCGCUUAUAUUUUGUACUACCCUUGGUGGUAAAAUAGGCAAUGUCAGCUGUAUUAUCAAAUCAUUUACAAUUUAUAUUUUUUUGUUUUGAAUUAUAAAAAUUGGUGUUUUAAAAAUCACUGCGCCAUCUACUGUGCUUUUUUCCCCACAUUUUUAAAACUGCCGCUUCCUGACGUCAGGAAGCGGUCGCAUUUGCAUGCAGCCUAUCACAGCGUGUAUUUGCUUCUUAUGAUUGACAUUGAGGGCUAGGCUGCAUUUGCCACUGUCAAGUUUGGCAAACAUGGCACCUUGCAAGCGACACUGUUGUGUUGAAGGAUGCACAAAUAGUGACUCACUACACGCAAUCCCGAAGGACACAAAUGUAAAAAACAUGAGUAGAAUUUUUAUCAGGUUCAUUUGUGUCAAACAACACAAGAGUCUGCAGUCUGCAUUUUAAACCAGACAACUUUUUGAAUUGGGUGCAAAAAGUGGAUUUUGCAAAGAACUGCGACUGAACCCUGGAGCAGUCCCCACAAUUCGAUCAAGCGCAGUACGGAGGAUAACCACAAAGUAAGUUUCUUAUAUUAUUAUAUUUAGAUGUAUAAUUACUGUGUAUGAAUUACCUUCGCCUGGCUUACAAGGAGGAUAGCUAACAGCUACAUUCGCUAUCGUUAGCUGGCAUAGCUGAAAAGCAAUCUUAGCAUCAACAUAAUUAUCACACAAAAUAUAAAGCAACAAUUCAGGAAAGCCAAAUAUUAUUUAUCUAACUAGCUACUGAGAUUUGUUGACUUUGUGCAAUAUGACAACUCAUUUAGCUUUACAGGGUUUUCCCGCAUCCACGUCAAGCGGACAGACGACCGCAUCCACUACCACCAGUGACCCCGCCCCCUCUCAUUGCCCAUAAACCCCUAAAAACCGCAGUGUUGAGAGCAGCAGUGGCUCUGAGGAUCAGGUGUUCCGGUGAGGCAGCAGGUGUGUUCAGAGCAGCUCUCCGCCCGGCGAGUGCUGUUUCUACCCCCCCACCACCACCCCCUCAAGCGGCAGUUAAAAAUCCCAGCAAUUUCAAACGGCUUUGAAAGAAAAAAGGGCCAAAUACUUUUUAGACUGCAGCAGGCCCGCCCAAAGUGGUCCAAAAAGAAAACAAAAAAACCAACGGAAGGCAUUCUUGAACGCUCUGUCCUGUGUGCUUCUCUGAAUUCAUUUUGUAUUUUUUGGUUUAUGGACUCUGUGGGACGAGGAGCUGCUCUGCCGGGUGAUACUAACUGCAGCUUGUUCAGUGGGGUGGAGGGUCCCUGUGACAGUUGGGGCCUGUGUGCAGUUAAGCAGAGAUACGGAACUGGGUUCUAAAAUUGGGUAGGGAGACAUUUUCUGGGGUAAUGCAUUGAGUUCGGGUUCUUUCACGUUUUUAUGAAAUUCCAACAUUAAAAAAAAAAUAAUAAUAAAAUUUAAAAAAUUCUCUCAUUGAGGAUCUUAAUUUGUUACUGCCCACCAGGUUAAAAGGUCUGCAUCUUGAUGGUAUGUUUUGAAGUACCAUUGCUAUUAUUGUGUUGUCACUAUUAUAGUAAGUUAAUGUCACCCAUUAUCUGCACUCAGUACUCUGUGAAUAUAGCUGUGUGUAGUUGACGUGUCUGUGCUGAUGAGUUGAGUGAGUCUGUGUGCAGUGCAUGGAGCUGCCUUUUCGCUGUGUAUGCCGCUCUGAGGUUUGAAGUAUCUUUUUUUUUAUCCUCGUCUGUCGCCGGGGUAUCAUUCGAAACGGCUUGUGUAACGAGCGCUGGUCAGACACGAGCAGCGACUGGACGCUCCUGGUCAUAGGUGUCCAGAAGUGAAGCAAUUUUAAACGGUUUACUUUUUACUGUGCCGUGUUGACUCUUGUGUAACAUAACGUAUAAUGAAUGGAAUGUCUGCGCCGGAGACGUGAGAAGGAAACUGUCAUUGUGCUUUUUGUUGUUGGGGUCUCGUGUGCGAGAGUGGGGUACGGUUUAAUGCAGUCUGAUGAGAAAGCAGAGGGAUUAGCGGAGAAAUAGAGAGUUUGAAUGUCUCGGAGAUAUGUAUACGUGACGUGCGGUUUGUCUGAAGCUACGUACUGAUGGGAGAAAGGCUGUCUGCAAAGGUUGCUAAGACACUGCAAUGACGAGACCUGUGCUUUGGAGAAAGUCCUGGUGUUCACCACUAGAGGGCAGCAUACGAACAGAUAAACGAAAGGUUUCCUUUUACAGUUUUGUGGCCGGGACGAGCUUUCUUCCACAGUCACUGUAGAAAAGCGUAGGCUCGCGGUCUAAUCGCAGUAUUUCUUUGGCUCCGUUCAAAGUCGGCUUCUCGGUUUCUCUAAGCUGGGGGGCUAAGCAGCCGGCGGGUCCACGUUUCUUUGUUUGAUCGCCUAAAAUUCUCACCAUGCUCAGCAUGUGUAAAUUUAAAGGAGAAUUUGAGCCUUGGAGUGAGGUGUUAAAGAAUACCCGGGUGAUUAAAUAAUACCUCCUGUUUGGAAACAGGAGACCGAAGACCUAAAAACGGAAACCGGACGCCGCGCUCCAGAGGCCAAGAGGGUCCACUUUAGUAGGAGCAAUAGGCCUUUUUCACGCUCACAGAACGUACUUCCAGUCCGGCGUUUGUUGUGUAAAAUCACUUCUGCCAAAAUGGAAAGAGAAUUUGAUGUGCCGAAAUUAAUGCUCUCCUUGGACACCCUUCCAAUAUUAACGUCCUCAGAUGUUGUUCGUUUAGUGGAGCAGCAUUCCUCCACAGCCCCUUCAAAGCUGGAGCGAGGAUAUAAAUUCUUCUUUGAAAAUUUUAUCUACAACUAUGAAGAUUGUUUUCCAAGCUGGCACAGAGCCUGUUCAGUUGAAUGGAUCACCAUGCACCUGUUCAGCAGGCAAAGUGCUAUGCAACCAUCUCGUGGCCAUGCUGUUUCAGAGUGCCCAUUACAGCAUGAUGCAGAUGAAGGCGGUACCACCAACUAUGGCUUGCACAAGCACUCUGCAAACAUGGCAUCGGCCACGGACACAGGGGAUCUGUACAGAGCCUAUUCAGAACUUGGUGGUUAAGAAACCAGAGCCAUCUGCCAGAAGCGUAUGUAAAUCAACGCUCUAUCAAGCAUACACAGGAUCCGUCCCUGGCCCAUCAGUCUUGUCCCUUGGGGAAAGACUAAAAAGCCUCAGACCCCAACCGCUAAUAUCCUUGGUGCUGCAUGGCUUGUCUGAGCUUUCACUGGUUGACUCUAGGUUUGGACCUGUGCUGCAAGGUUCACCACUGUCAUAUCAGUGUCCUCCUGUUGUGGCCACUAGUCAUGUCAAACACCCAGAUGCCCCAGCAUUCCCCAAACACCCAGUAGAUGGUGCCAAAUUUUCCACUGCCAUACACUUUGUCCCAAAUUGCCACCAGUUCUUCCAUUUAGAGAGCUUAACUGUCACACAGGAGAUUGCAGCUAUGAUAGAGGAGGGCACACAAGAGCAGUCCGAGUGUCCAUUAUGGAAAGAAAUGCGCCAGCCCAGAGUAACAGCCAGUAGGUUCUAUGAGGUUUUCCAUGAGCGUGGGGGAGUCUACUGGUCAGGUACUGGCAGUGCGAAUACUUAAGGGAGUAUGACAAACUAGCACAAUGAAAAGGGGCCUUGAGCGUGAACCUCAGGUGCUGGAACAAUACUCAAUACUGUUCAAUGUAAAUGUCUCACCCUGUGGCUUUGUCAUACAUCCCGAUGCUCCUUACCUUGGUGCCAGCCCAGAUGCAAAGGUUUAUGACCCUAAUGCAACUCCUAGUUUUGGGCUUGCAGAAGUUAAAAGCCCAGACAUCUGUAACAUUUCUGAGGUGGGGCAUGUCAAAUGUGUGAAUGGCCAGGCAAAACUGAAAAAAAAUCAUAAAUUCUACUGGCAGGUUCAAGGUCAAUUGGCAGUAACUGGAUUGAGCUGAUGUGAUUUCAUUACUGACACUGAGGACAUAACAGUUGAAAGAGUCUGGAGGGAUGAUGAAAUGAUAACAGAGAUGAAAGAAAAGGUGGACCUUUACUUUUUUUGUACAUAUAUGGAUCUCCAAACAGCUAAAUGGUAACUCUAAACCCCUGGUGGUCUAGUGGUUAGGAUUUGGCACUAUCACUGCUGCAGCCCGGGUUCGAUUCGCGGUCAGGGAAUGUACAUUUUCACUAUUGUAUAUCUGAACAGGCUGUACAUAACCACCAACUUUAUGUAUAUAAAGUAACAUAAUUUUUCUUUCUUGUUACUAUUUAAUAUUUCUCUUCACUCCUUGCACUCUUCACUUCUUUGCACUAUUUGUAUCCUGUAUAUAGUGUGGCGUGGAUCGGGGCAUGCCCCCACAGUGCCCCUCCCAGCCAAAACCUGCCACCAGGCCAGCUCUUCAGGACCCAGGACAGCACCCCACUAUGAAGCCCAGCCACAGGACCCUGGAGAGCGGCAAAUUAGAAAUUCCUCAACUCCCUCCUUUGCAGUCAACACACCUGCAAUCAAUGAGGCAACACAGCUGCCGCCACUCCAGGGAGAUGGCUGGGAGCUUAAAAGGAGGCCUUUUGUCCCCCUUGAGGAGAGGGGUUUUGGGCUGCAGGAGAGCUGUGGAAACUGUUGAUAACUUUGUCCCUAUUUUACUGAAUCCGGUGGAGACGCAGGACCACAUCCCUCUUCCUGCUUUGAAGAGGGAUCCCCUCAGCGGUCUCCCGGACGCCGUUACUCCUAAUUUUGUUUGCUUUACUUUAAGUUAAUUCCGACAGGAGAUUUUUGUUGUUGAGUUUGGUUUUGGGUUUUGUAUAUAAUUUUGGUAAAUAAAAGG